AUGUUAGCAACAUCGACUAGGCCUGCCGUCGCAGGUCCAAAUGGAAAGCCAACGUACCAAACAGUGACUGCACUCAAGAGAUGGUCAUGUGACGACAAGGACCUGCCAGCAAUCAGCGACAUCAAGGCCAUACACGUAUAUGACUUCGACAACACAUUGUUCGCGAGCCCUCUACCGAACAAACAGCUAUGGAACAGCGCCACGAUCGGUCAGCUGGGCAGCCCAGACAUGUUCUUGAGCGGAGGCUGGUGGCAUGACGCUAGCAUCCUGGGCGCGACUGGUGAAGGCGCAGACAAGGAGGAGAAGCGCGGCUGGGCUGGGUGGUGGAACGAACACAUCGUCACCCUGGUCGAGCAGUCGAUGCAACAGAAAGAUGCCCUCAACGUUCUCCUCACCGGCCGCGGCGAAUCCAACUUCGGCGAUCUCAUCAAGCGCAUUGUAAAGAGCAGAAAGCUCGAUUUCGACAUGGUAUGUCUGAAGCCUGCAAUUGGUCCUGCAGGGCAAAAGUUCAGAAACACAAUGGAGUUCAAGCAGGAGCUGCUUAAGGACAUUGUCUACACAUACAAGGACGCACAAGAAUUGCGCAUCUACGAAGACCGUGUCAAGCACACGAAAGGCUUCCGCGACUUCUUCUUCCAAUUCAACAAAGACCUCCUGGCUGGACAGCUGAAAGGUCAUCGGAAGCCAAUCGCGGCAGAGGUCAUUCAGGUGGCCGAGAACGCGACUCAGCUGGACCCUGUAGCUGAAAUCGCGGAAAUCCAGAAGCUGAUGAAUGCGCACAACAUGCAAGUCAAGAAUGGUUCUGCACCACCAAGUACUAUUCCAUAUCAGAUCAAGAAGACAGUCUUCUACACAGGGUACAUGAUUCCUGCGAAUAUGACCGAGAAGCUCACAUCGCUGGUGAAGCUUCCUCAAAGCACCCCGGACAACGACGUCAGGUUCCUCGCCAACAGCAUCCUCAUCACACCGAAGCCAUGUCCAAAGAGUAUCCUCGACAAGGUCGGCGGUAUUGGAGCCAAGGUCAGGUGGAAGGUCGUAGGCACGUCCUGCUUCGAGAACAAGCUGUGGGCUGCGCGAGUUGAGCCGGUGCCCAAGACGGCGAAGUACUACUCUGAGAACCCUACGCCCACUGUUGUACUAGCCAUUCGCAAGAACGGACGACCCGCAGAUGCAGCGCGGAUAACAAACUGGCAACCGGUGGCAGAAGACCAGGCUUUCGAAUUCGACAGUGUCGUGGGCGAGAAGCAAAUGCUGCGCAUCGAGGAAGAGACUGCCAACGAGAGCGAGUGGGAGAGCUACUUUCCAAACAAAUCGUACCGUAAGCGCUCUGCAGAGCCAAAUCAACAUGGUGACCACCGGUCACAUAACGCACGUUGCAAAGAUGAUAACCGCUCUUCAGGGUAUCGAGGCGGCAACCAGAACCGCGGCCGUGGAGGACACAGGAAUAACCAGUACAACAACCGAGGCAAUCGAGGCGCUCAUCGCGGCGAUCGAGGUGGCAGGGGUCGUGGCCGCGGUGGUGGUGGGCAGUCACAAUACAGAAGCCUGGAUGAUGUUGGUGGCAACUACGGGCUGUCCGGCCACGACAACAAUCCCGAUGCCUUCUAUUGA
Didymella exigua CBS 183.55 is the source of this 1611-nucleotide messenger RNA. RefSeq lists its product as uncharacterized. Gene Ontology annotation, biological process: rRNA methylation; box C/D sno(s)RNA 3'-end processing. The transcript is spliced from 2 exons. Gene Ontology annotation, cellular component: small-subunit processome; box C/D methylation guide snoRNP complex. Gene Ontology annotation, molecular function: RNA binding; histone H2AQ104 methyltransferase activity; rRNA methyltransferase activity. NCBI's taxonomy places the organism in Eukaryota, Fungi, Ascomycota, Dothideomycetes, Pleosporales, Didymellaceae. The record is from RefSeq and is a predicted model, not a curated record. The coding region runs from base 1 to 1611 and encodes 536 amino acids.